GACUCGCAAACACGUUGAUAGAUGCAAUGUAAUUUAUUCAACAAGAUUUCAUACUAGUGACUAGUGAGGAAUAUUUUGGACGUGUACCCCACUUGAGUCUUGAAUUGAGUAAAGAAAGAUCUACGAAUGACGUGUCUUCUCCUCUAUCGCUACCCAACUAUCCUAACACCCAUUCCCCUUCCCUAUUUUUUUAUUGCACUUUUUCUCUCUCUUUUCCACGUCCCUCCUUUCUCCUACCCUGCUCCAUGUGCGCACAGCGCACCCCUCCCGCGUAUGUUAGUCACCACCAUUUCUUACGCUAAAAUCAAACCCCAAGUUGCAACAAUGCUUCAUCUUUUCGAAAUCAUCGAAUUUCAAUUUUUAUAAAAUGUAAUAAUGUUACGAAGCUCCGCUAAGAUGCGCCAUCGAAACGUCGUUCUGGUUUUGUCGGAUUCAGAGAGUUGGUCAACUUGGAGAAUCACGAGUUCUUAGUUUUAUGGCUUAAAUCAAUGGUUUUGCUCAGUGAGGUUUUGGGAAGGUGAAGGGUUUUUGUUUUGAGUAGUUCUUUUUUUAGUAUGGAGAGAAAGGGGCUUGAUCUGAAUAGAGAAACAAGUGGUGUGAAUAAGUGUAAGAUGGGUGAUGGUUUUGUUGAUAGAAGUAAAGUAAAGAUUUUGCUUUGUGAUAACGAUUCUAAUAGCUCUCAAGAGGUUGUUACACUUUUGUUGAGAUGUUGUUAUCAGGGUAUGUAUUUAUAUCAGUGAAGUCAGCAAGACAGGUAAUUGAUGCACUGAAUGCAGAGAGUGAACAUAUAGAUCUCAUAUUAGCUGAAGUUCGCCUUCCGAAGAAGAAGGGUGUGAAGAUGUUGAAAUACAUUGCCCGAGACAAAGAAUUGCGCAGAAUUCCUGUUAUAAUGAUGUCUGCACAAGAUGAGGUAUCCGUUGUUGUCAAAUGCUUGAAACUUGGAGCAGCAGAUUAUCUAGUAAAGCCUUUACGCACAAAUGAGCUAUUAAAUUUGUGGACGCACAUGUGGAGAAGGAGGCGCAUGCUUGGACUUGCAGAGAAGAACAUGUUAAAUUAUGACUUUGAUCUGGUAGCAUCAGAGCCUAGUGAUGCCAAUACAAAUAGUACCACUUUGUUCUCUGAUGACACCGAUGAUAGGUCCAAAAGAAGCACCAUUCCAGAGACAGGAACAUCAUCCCAACAAGAGCACGAGUCUACUAUUGCAAAUGCCGCUGCUGUUGAGGAACCUCCAGAUGACCAUGCUUCUGAAUGCCAGCCUGAUGCCAUUGGAAUAAAUGUUCAGAGGACAGAACAUUUUUCAUCUGGUCCAAAGAAGAGUGAACUAAGGAUCGGGGUUGGGGAGUCAUCAGCCUUCUUCACAUAUGUUAAAGCAUCGUUGCUAAAGAGAAACAUUGAAGGGAUCAUUCAUGUUGACAACAAUCCCGCUGCACAUGUGCGGAUGGAAGUUAUGCAUCAAGCAUCUGCUCAACAAGGGGUUAAUGACCUUGAAAUAUGCGAAAAUGGAGAAACAUGUGAAAGUCAAUGGCAAGAUGACUUCCCUAGCAGCAAUAGUAUACCUGAUUCUUUAUCUAUUGAGAGAUCUUGUACUACACCUUCAUCUAUGGAAGCUUCACAAGAAAACUGUUACAGAGAAGAAAAUUUGAAUCACAACAGUCUGAGGCAUCCAAGAAAUGGAACAUCUUGUUCCGAGCUUGAAAUGUCAAACAUGGUUGCACAACAUGCUUAUCCAUAUUAUAUGCCAGGAGUUGUUAAUCAUGUUAUGAUGCCUUCAGCGGCACAAAUACAUCAAAACAAUGACCUGCAGAAUCAUGCUGCUACAUCUAUUAUUGCCCAGUACAAUCAUGUUCCACAAGGUGGUGCUCAUGCCAUUGACAUGAUGUCUUACCUGUAUUACCCGAUGACUAUGUGCUUACAACCUGGUCAGAUUCCUACACCUAAUUCGUGGCCAACCUUUGGAGGGUCAAAUCCUUCCGAAGCAAAUUUAAGUAAAGUUGAUAGGAGAGAAGCAGCAUUGAUCAAAUUCAGACAGAAAAAGAAAGAGCGCUGCUUUGAUAAGAAAAUUAGGUAUAUCAAUCGAAAACAACUUGCUGAAAGACGGCCUCGUGUGAGGGGGCAGUUUGUCAGAAAGAUGAAUGGUCCUAAUGUGGAUCUUAAUGGACAGCCUCCUUCCGUUGAAUUUGAUGAAGAUGAUCAAGAAGAUGAAGACUCGUCUCCCAGGGAUGCUUGAAUACAUCGAUAUCUAUGUCAUCCAAAUGAUGAAGGACCAAUCAAUUCCUGUAUUAUCCUGUCAAGGAUCUGCCUAUAUGGAAAUUUUAUACAUCGGCAUUAAUUGGUCAUCACUUACUUUCAUAUGGGGGAAUUGCAGAUCCAAUGUAUAAUUGCUUCUUCAAAUGAUCCGUACCUCCAAUUGGCAUUUCCAAUGCAGUUGAAAGCAUCAUAACAUGCUUAUGUUUUUUUGAACUGAUAAAAGCUGCCCGUGCUUUCAUAUUUUAUUGUCAAGACACAUUAAAAUUUUCCUGAUGAAUGAGUUUUUAUCCAA
Molecule: messenger RNA, 2539 nt
Organism: Lathyrus oleraceus (garden pea)
Lineage: Eukaryota; Viridiplantae; Streptophyta; Magnoliopsida; Fabales; Fabaceae
Product: two-component response regulator-like APRR1
Exons: 6
Coding region: 707-2227 (506 amino acids)
Biological process (GO): phosphorelay signal transduction system; cytokinin-activated signaling pathway
Molecular function (GO): protein binding
Source: RefSeq, a predicted model, not a curated record